AUGCCCAGGGAGAGCUUGGAGAACUUCAGGAAGAAUGCCUGUCAGAGAAGGCUUUCCCAGAAAAAAGGCUCUCUUGACCCUAAAUUAGAAAAGUACAGAGACACUAAUGAUGAGCUAGCUUCGGAGGGAGAAGCUCAUUUAGAAAAAGAGGCUGCCAAAUAUUAUGAUGGGAUUGGCUUCCUUGCACACCUUCUGCUCCACCUAGGGCCUUUACUGAAGGAGAUGCUGCAGAUGGAUAUGCAAGUACAUAAACUAGAGUUGGAAAUUAAGCUGCAGAAAUUGACUAAUGAGCUACAGGAUCUAACAAAGUCGGGCGUCAGCAGUUUAUGCGGCCCGCACGCCACCGCCCUCCCCCACCCUCCCCUCCGCCAGCCCCGGGAGGCCGCUGCCUGGCGCGGGGACACGGCCGCGAGGCGCUGCCCGGUGAGGAGCAGCUCGCGGAGCGUGAGGGUGGCGCGGCCUGGGCCCGGGGUGCAGGGGCGCAGACCCGCCGUGCCCGUCCCCCGCCGAUUGCCCGGGCCAGCCGCUGCGGGAGGGGCCGAGCGCCCGGGUCGCCGAGAAGUCGCCGUCGCCAUUCGCACCAGUUGCCUGCGCGGCCAUCUCGGUCAGCCUCGGAGAACGUGGACGGCUUCACCUGAUCGGUGCGCAAGUCGUAGAGGCAGAAGCGCUCUCAAGGCUUGUCGCAGUUCCACAGCCAGGGCAGCCAGGCUGAGCUGCACCCCUCUGCCCCAGCUCAAAGAUACCACUUCAAAUGAACAGCAAGAGCUUUUCUGCCAGAAGCUACAACAAUGCUGUCUACUGUUUGAUUUCAUGGACUCUGUUUCAGACUUGAAGAGCAAAGAAAUUAAAAGAGCAACACUGAAUGAACUGGUUGAGUAUGUUUCAACUAAUCGUGGUGUAAUUGUUGAAUUAGCGUAUUCUGAUACAGUAAAAAUGAUCAGUGCUAACAUCUUCCGGACACUUCCUCCAAGUGAUAAUCCAGAUUUUGACCCGGAAGAGGAUUAUUCUGCCUGUUGAAUAUGAACAGUUGAAAAAUAUUAACAUCACAUUAUACAAACAAACAAACAUCUUCCAUUCAAAUUUUGAAGCCUAGAAUUUAACAAGGAUAAAACUAUAAAAUUUGAAUCUUGUAAAAACUGCUAACUUGUAAACUUUGAAAGAUAACUUAAGAUGUGCACACCAGUCACAUUACAAAUAAUCAAAUUCUUUAAUGUGUUCAGAACUAUGGUUGUACUCAUGCUAAGUACAAAUACAAUUCAUUUGCAGAAACAACGCUUGGUAGAAGAGGCCAAUUUAUAUCUACCUUUAUAUAGACUUCUGUAUAUGUUGUCAACUAAAAACAAGUAAAUAAUGGCCCUCAAACACCUCAGAGAUCGGAGGAAUAUAGCAUUUAAAAGGUUUAAUAAACAAAGCUUUAAAUAAACAAAUGGCAGAACUUAGCAGCAUCCCCAAGAUCGUAUCCAACUGUGGAAAUGCUAACCACUGGGAAAGGAACUGGCCCUAUGUCUCAAGUACUACCAGGACCUUGCACAAAAUGUGGACAAGUAUUAAUCCUGAGAUUCACAAGAGAAAAACCAGUUCCAUGACUUUGAGCCAAAUUUGAAGCAAGCAUUAAUUACUGACCAGGAUGGACUCUGGUUAGGUCUACUCUCUGGGACUCCCAGCAAGUGGUGAUGAGGCAUGUCCUGUAGAGUCUUUUCCUUCUGACCUAGCAUUUCAGUUUGUCAGGGGACAAGGAAUGAUGUGUUCCCUUCUGUAACUAUUUCUAGUAUAUCAUUGUCAGUGCCCAGGAAAGCUGAAAAGAUAGGCAAAGGCUAGGGAAUGGGCCAAACAUCUGGCGAGCUGAUCCAGCUGAAGAGAAAGUGUAGAGAGCUCUUGAGGCCUCUUCAGGAAUUUGGCAAGAAUAUUUACAUUGGACUAGGGCAUGGCUAAAAAUUACUACAGCUAAAGAAUAUAUUCUUUGUGUCUUGAUCAUUUUGGUAAGUCCCUGAAUAUAGUAAUCAUUGGACCUUU
Molecule: messenger RNA, 2013 nt
Organism: Mus caroli (Ryukyu mouse)
Lineage: Eukaryota; Metazoa; Chordata; Mammalia; Rodentia; Muridae
Biological process (GO): protein dephosphorylation; signal transduction
Cellular component (GO): cytosol; nucleus; protein phosphatase type 2A complex
Molecular function (GO): protein phosphatase activator activity
Source: RefSeq, a predicted model, not a curated record